UAUGGUUGCGUGAGUGAGAGAGUAAUGUUUGUUUGGGCUCCGUAGUUUUUAUUUGGUGUGACGUCAUUGUUUUCGAGUGCCAGUAACAAACGACGCAGUUUCAAUUUAUUCGAAAAUGGAUUUAAAAUGAGAAUUGUUUUCGCAAACAAGGCGACAAGACACCAAAAUGUCAGCGGAGUCGCCGCGGCACGCGCGGUCUGGUGGCCCGCUCACCGUGCCCUCGCAGCCGCCCAGUGACCGCAGCAUUAUUGACGCGGUCUCCGGCUUCAUCAAUGACGUCACACUCUCCUCCUCCUCGACAGUCGAUCCUAAGGACGUCAUCCAAUGGGCAAGAUUCGAAACAGCAGACAUAAACGAGCCCACACCAGAAGGAGAUAGCGACAAUGACAUUUCUCCACUAUUACUAAUCUUGGGCUAUGGCUCAGGUGUCCAAGUUUGGCUGAUUCCUCCCACAGGAGAAGCACAGGAGGUGUUAUCCUGGAGGCAGGGUCAAGUGAGGGUGCUCCGUAUACUGCCCACACCGCAGCACGGCGAUUGCUUCGCGUCGAAGAGGCCUCUCAUUGCCUUGUGUGACUCUGCUAGCCCGGGACCAAGUUUCUGCUCGCUUAGUUUUAUUUCAAUUAGAGGUGGUGAACAGGUGAAAAGCAUAAAAUUCAAGAAUCCCAUCCUAGAUGUGUUGGCAAACAAGCGUUCGGUAGUUGUAUCCUUCUCUGAGCGCUUUGCGGUCUUCGAUGCGGCCACUUUAGAAGACCGAAUGGCUAUAACCACCUGUUAUCCUUGCCCGUGUCCGCUAGGCGGUAGUGCACCUAUUAAUCCACUGGCGCUAGGAGAUCGCUGGUUGGCGUACGCGGAUAAGAAAUUGAAUCAAUCUAAGAGAAGCAGCGGAGGAUGUGAAAGCGAAGGAGUAACGAGCUAUACAGCUACUGUGCUCCACGCAGCCAAGUCUUUGAGUAAGGGGCUCCGGGGUCUCGGCGAGAGUGUGGCGCAUAGCUUAGCAGGGGGCCGCGGGGCCUCGCAGUCGCCCUCCCCGCCCAACGCCGAUCUACAGCAGCCCGGCGUCGUCACUAUACUUGACAUAGAGGGCAAUGAAGAAGAAGACGGACAAGACAAUGAAGAGUCGUACGAUCCAAUCGUAGCUCACUUCGUAGCGCACUCGGAAGCCAUCAUUGCCCUGAAAUUCGACGCGAGCGGCAUGCUGCUGGUGACGGCGGAUAGGCGCGGACAUGACUUCCACGUGUUCCGGAUCAACCCGCAUCCUUGCGGGCCCAGUCUUGCUUCCGUGCAUCAUUUGUACGUUCUGCAUAGAGGGGACACUACAGCCAAGGUUCAGGACAUAGCAAUAUCGGGAGAUUCUCGAUGGGCAGCUAUAUCAACAUUGCGUGGAACGACACACAUAUUCGCCUUGAGUCCGUAUGGCGGCGCAGUUGGUGUGCGCACGCAUACUGCACCGCGAGUGGUCAACAGGCAGUCGCGGUUCCACCGAUCUGCCGGGUUGCCCAUACACCCGCAUGCCCAUGUUCAUACUUCUGGCAGCCCUGUAUCGGAGGGCGGCGGCGCCGGCGCGUGGUUCCCCAACCCCCGUCUGCCGCCGUUCCCUCUGCCCCUGGCGGCACCCCCGCUGGCGCAGCUGCGCCCCACCGCCAGCCUGCCCACGCACACUAUUACGCGCACUAGCUCCGGUCGCCAACGUCUCUCAUCUCUAUCAGAAGACUGCAACACAGCCCCACUGCUGGCUCGAGCCCGGUUUGGCCUGGCACCAGUGCCACCAGCUGCCACCAGUACCACUACUGGGUCAUCUCGACCGCCACCAGUGGCGGCCCUUUAUCUGAUGUCUGCUAGUGGCUGUCUUUCACACAUUGCGCUGUAUCCUAGACCUGCCCGAAACGUCCCAAAGGAGAAGAUAUGCGAUGAAAGCCCCAUCGAGCUGGAGGUGGAGCCGAUCGCGCAGUGGCCGCUGCAAAGGCCACCCGCCGCCGCAGACUUGCUGGCGCCGCUGCCACCCUCCAACCCGCUGCUGCAGCCGCUCUCCUGCCGCCGCUGUGCAGAUAUGUGCAUGAGCGAAGAGGAGCGCUGGCUGUCACAGGUGGAAAUAGUAACGCACGCCGGCCCGCAUCGGCGGCUGUGGAUGGGUCCGCAGUUCGUCUUCAAGACUUACAACUGCACUGGGUCCAACUCGUCCCUAUCGGAAGCAGAGACUGUGGAAGUGGACACGAGUGCGGCCCGCGGCGUUGCUCGCUCCAACCCCGUGAACAUGCCUGGAGUUCGGCCAGUCGUACCUGUACUAAUCGACUCGGGCUCGGCCAGUGAAUGUUCACUCGAGCAUUCGCCAUCAGAUAACUUUCGCCGCAAAUCGCAGCUCGCGGAGUCAGGUCGUGCCACCUCCGUUUGCGAUGUCCAGUUGAAAGAGGAUUUGGCUGAGGCUAUGAAGGAAGACCAUGGCUGGCGCGGCGAGGCGCAGGCGGCCGAGUGGGAGCCGCCCACGAGGCGCAGCGCCGUGGAGCGCGCCGUGGACCCGCUGGGCACCGUGGUGGUGCCGCUGCCGGCCCGGCGCCCGCCGCGGGACGACGCCGACGCGCACACGUCGUCCAACGCCGACGAGGGCACGUUCCGGCCCGUGCUGCGCGCGCCCGCCGCGCUGCCCGCGCCGCCGCCGCUGCUGGUGCGCCCGUUGCCGCGCACUACCACCAUCCCCGUGCAGAGCGUGGCCGCGCCCCCCGGCCCCCCCGGCCCCGCCAGCCCCGAGCCCGCGCCGCUGGCCACCACCGUUCUCAUCCCCGCGGCGCUCACGGCCGUGGCGUGGCGCGCCGACGACCUGCACCUGCCCGACUCCAGCCCCGAGGCCGACCCCCUCGUCCGCGCCCCGCCUUCCCGCGACGUUCCCGAAAGGAGCGACGCUAGACGGACGGAGUCGCCCGCUCGCGUUGACGACCCGCCGAGAGGUAAAAUCGCUUCCGCCGACAGAGUAAAACGGAGCGCCGCGUCCAAGCGUGAGGGAUCCACCGAGCGGAGGAAAUCCAAAGCCGACCGGGCUUCCGACCGACAGGCUACGCCGGUAAGAACCGAUACGCCAGCCGAUGGGAGUUCGAGCAAACCCCGCAAAGAGAAAUUUAACGAGCAAAAGGAUACCGCACUCCGGAACGAUAAACCCGCUAAGCAGAAGACUGUCGAAGAGACGUCUGGAGCUAAAACUACCGAGCCCGCAAGACAAGCCGCUGACAACGCAGCGACCUCAGUAGACAAUAGUAGCGUAGAAAUUAAGCGAUUCGAUGUAAAUAAAGAUCUCAAGCGUCAGGAGCGUGAUGUAAGUAAGGAUGAUAGUGCGCGUGAUAGGGGCUCGGCGGAGUGUGCCGAGCGAGAGAGUGACGAUUCUAAAUCACUGCCAAAACCGAAUCGGUCGUCGGAUGAUAUUCAACCGACGACUCGAGCUAGAAUUAAGAAAUCUCCCACCCCGAAGUCAGUUAGUGAUAGAGAUAGUGAGGUUAGCAUUAAGGAUAACAAAUCUAAACAUAUCGAAAAACCUAAAGAUGUGAAAGAGCCAAAAGAGAUUAAAAAGCAAAAAGAUAUUAGGGAGUUCAAAGGCAACAAAGAACUUAAGGAAUCGAAAGAAGUUAAAACUAACGAUGAAAAACCAGUAGGGGACGCUAGAGAUUCUAUAAAUGUAUUAAAAGAGGAUAAAAAAGAACGUAUUGUAGCUAUUAAAGAUGAACCAAUAACGUCAGUUACUUUGAAAUUAUCCGUUAAAAAAGAACUUGAAAGUUUGACUUUACGGCACGUUGAGGAUGAAAUAAAAACUGAAGAGCAAGCUUGGGACAUGCUCCUGAAUGAACCGGGAAAACCUGUGAUUUCGAAUGUCAGUCCGCAAGUUACUAUCGGUGAAAAUAUAAAAAAUGUCGAAGACAAGCCCAAAAUUAAGAAAAGUCGGAAGUUAAAGAAGACUCCAGAGGAGUCGCUAUCAAAGGAAGACGACAGUUUUGUUGAAAUACACGCCAUUGAAGAGAAGCAGCAGUGCAGUGGAGAUUUAGUUUCGAUUUCAGAUCCAUUUGAUGACUUGGAAUCUUCAACUUACCUUGCCAAAACAAAGAAACGCGGAUCUAAAAGCUUUACUUUCGAAAAGAAAGAUGAUUGUGAGAUAUUGCCUCCAAAUGUUCUGUUACAAUAUGAAUCAGAUUUUUACAAACCUAGGAUCUCAAAAAAAUACGACGACGUAUCUGACAUUGAAGUUUUGCCUGAUACCAGUUCAGCUCAAUUAUCUUACAGCAACAUGUUGAAAGUUAAGAAACAUGAUGAUGGUACUGCUAGUGAAUCUUCGUCAUUCUUUGCUAAAGAGUCAUCAAGACCGUGCAAAAGCAAGUCAUUGUCACCAUACCCCGAUUGGCGCAAAUCAGAGAAACCUGUUGAACGAGCUGAGAGAAGUGAAAAAGAUGUGUACGUGAUCGACACCGCUGAAGAGGAGUUCCCAGUCAUACAGAUAACUAGAGGCGCUAAACCGCGCAGGAAAUCUCCUCAGCCAAGCGGGUACAAAGUACAAGAAAUGGAACCGGUCGUUGAGAAAUUAGCAAUCAAAUCCUGGAGCUCUAUAGCGGCUUCAAAAAAUUUUAAAAAAGAUGAGGGAAAUGUAGAAGUAUUAAAUAAGAAAGUUGAAGAUGACGAAAAUAAUAGUGAUGACGACGACAAUCCGGUGUCUUCCACGUCCGUUUCGCUGCAGGACAAAUUGUACGAGCUUUGUAAAAGAACUGAUAUUAUGGUUGCUGAAUGUGAUGCCCCGACCGAGUUGAACUUUGUUGAGGAACACCAUGCUGUGCUACACGAUCUCCCACCUCUGGAGCCGCUGGAUUUUGGUUUGGACGAUUUCAAACUCGAAGUUAUGAGAGAUAGCCUUUUAGAUGUCAAUGAUACUAAACUAACCAGUCCCAUUUGCAAGAUCAGUAUUGAUGAUAUUCUAUCGUCGAUCAAGGAGACCACGAGUAAAGUGAUCGAAUCGAGCUCGUUCAAUUUGAUUGAUUUGGAGAAAGUGCCUGCGAAGAGAGAGAAAGGAUACAGUGUCAUUGAAAGUCAUAAGAUAACGUCUUUGGAGGUGAAACUGGAUGAUGAUACGAAGGAUGAAAUGAUGGAGAAGUCAUCGGAUGACGACAAUACGUCGCCUGUCACCUCCACCGAUAGUGACAAGGAGGACAAAAAAUCUGCUGGUGCUUCUAACUUAGUUACGCCUUCUUCAAAGCAAUCAGCUAAGUCUAAGAAAUCUCGUAGGAAGAAAAAGUAAUAUCAAUAACAUGUGUUCAAAAUUACUUCAAUUUUUUCUAUUGGUGUUUCAUAGAAUUCAAUACUUAAAGUGUUUGCUGCUGUUGUUGUAGUGAAAUAAUUUAGAUAAAGCAAUUUAAUCGUAUGUACAGUCAAAAGACAAAAAAAAAAAUU
Molecule: messenger RNA, 5412 nt
Organism: Hyposmocoma kahamanoa
Lineage: Eukaryota; Metazoa; Arthropoda; Insecta; Lepidoptera; Cosmopterigidae
Gene: rudhira
Exons: 14
Coding region: 167-5260 (1697 amino acids)
Biological process (GO): autophagy; response to starvation
Cellular component (GO): cytoplasm
Molecular function (GO): protein binding
Source: RefSeq, a predicted model, not a curated record